This is a messenger RNA of Brenthis ino (lesser marbled fritillary), 4506 nucleotides long. The record is from the annotation of a GenBank genome assembly. Lineage: Eukaryota; Metazoa; Arthropoda; Insecta; Lepidoptera; Nymphalidae.
AUGUUUGUUGAGCUCAAUUUAUUUCCACAGGUACUAUUGACUGGGUGCCGUUGCGUCGAGCUGGACUGUUGGGAUGGAGACGACGGUAAUCCUGUCAUAUACCAUGGACAUACCUUCACUACAAAGAUACCAUUUAGACGAGUGGUCGAAACUAUUGCAAGGAGUGCAUUUGUAGCAUCGCCAUAUCCUCUCAUCUUGAGCAUAGAGAACCACUGCAGUCUGCCUCAACAACAAGUCAUGGCAAGCACGUUUGAGGCAGUGUUUGGAGAGCAACUGGUGACGUCGUUUCUCUUCGAAGUGGACUAUACGGAUGACCCGCGACUGCCGAGCCCUGAACAGCUAAAAUAUAAGGUCCUGAUAAAAAAUAAGAAAUUGCUACCAGUUGAAUCAAGUCCUACCAUAGGGUUGACGGGGACGAGUUCAGCUCAGGGUUAUGGAGGGGUCUUGGUUACCGCUUUCAGAUCCAAUGGUAUUCGUCACACGAGUUCGUCGCUUCCCGACGCAAGCAACCGAACCAGCUCGAUCAUGUCGAACCAAUCCGCUGGUUCCUCUCUCACUGAGUAUUUCUCCGACGAAGAUUACGACGAAGAUGACGACAUUGACGAGAGAGAACUACACAAAAUUCUCAAUUCAAUGGAGGAGAAGGUCGGUCGUACAUCCUUCUCACUCUACCAGAGUUUUCGUAGGAGUGAGGCAGAAGAAGCUACUGGGGCCAUGAAACAUACAAAUAGAAAACGAAGUAAUCAAAUUGCAAGGGAGCUUAGCGAUAUGGUCACCUAUGUCCAAGCAAUAAAGUUUCGUGGCCUCAACCCUAUCUCACCGAGAAGCUCCAUCAAGCACCCCAGUAAUGUGAAAGACAACAGCUCGAGUGGAGCCGCGUGUAGCUUUGAAUCUUCUGAAAGCAGCGAUAGUGCUGGGACGCAACUACUGAUAACCAGUCAACACUCUCGCGCUCGAUGCCUCAACACACCCGCCGCGCACCACCCCUGCUAUAGAUGUUCGUCCGUAAAUGAAGCGAUAGCUAAGAAAAUAUGCCGAAAACACCCCCUAGCCCUCAUCGCGCAUACUGAAACUCAGCUCGUAAGGACUUAUCCCGCCGGCCUAAGAAUAGACUCAUCGAACUUCGAUCCUGUGACCUUCUGGUCGUGUGGUGUACAACUCGUCGCUCUCAACUAUCAGACUGAAGACGCAGCGAUGGCGGUAAAUGCCGCUAUGUACGAAAGCAAUGGCUGCUUGGGUUACGUCCGCAAACCACGUGUUAUGUGGGACCCUAACCAUAUUGCUUAUAGACGUUUCAACCCCAUGGAUAAAGAAUUCGAUGGUAUUCACGCGGCACACCUCACCCUCGCUGUCAUCUCUGGUCAAUAUGUCGCCGAAAACGUAUACUCCUUCUAUAAUGCGUAUGUGGAAGUAGAAAUUUUGGGUGUUCCAGCGGACUGCAGGAAAAUCAAAACGAGGGUGGCUCGCAGAAAUGCUUUGAAUCCUAUAUGGAAUGAAACAUUCACAUUUAAAAUCAACUUUCCAGAACUAGCGUUCGUAAGAUUCGAAGUAUACGACGCAGAUACAAAUUAUAUGUUGUCCCAACGAGUCAUACCGCUACAAUGUCUUAGACCUGGAUAUAGGCAUGUCAGAUUGAGAUCACCAACAAAUCAACCUCUGAACAUGGCGUCUCUUCUAAUAUUCUCGCGUUGCACAGAGGAAUUAGCAGGCGAAAGUUGUCGAGGAGACCCGGAACCAGGUUCUCCUACACAGAGGAGGAAGAUUCACUUCCUCGUAGUUCAUGCUGUGGUCUUACACGAACCGUAUUCGAUAUUAAAAGUCACUCAUGACACCACUACCACAGAGGCAAUAGCUCAAUGCCUAACAAAAGCUGGCGUGUGUCGAUCAUCAAGAGGAAGUUACGUGCUCGUCGAAGAAGUUCCCUCUCGAGCUCCAACUCAAAGAGUCCUGGCUCCUCAUGAGAGGGUCCUGAAGGCUGCCACAUCAAGACCUGGAGCCAAGUUACUGUUGAAGAGAGUUGGGGAUGAUCCCAGCAGUCGAGCCUGGCUAACAAGUAUCAGAUCAGCAUCAUCUGACAAAUCUCGAGAUCACUCAGUUCCUUCUGAUGAGGACUCAAGUACUCAAGAAGAGCCGAGGAAGCCUCCCGACAGCUUCCUAGUGUGCGUACAUAAUGUAUGCCAUGAAAUACCUUAUGCUAUUUUAAAGGUACCUUUAAGCGCUACAGCUUCUUAUGUCAUAUAUCAAGCUUUGACAAAAGCACGGUGUCAUGAUGACCCCAAAAGGUUUGUCUUGGUGGAAGAACUAGAAUGGGGUGGUAGAGCUGGAGCCGGCCCGCAACAACGAGCCUUAGCUGAUGAUGAAAUAGUUUAUGCUGCACAGGCAAGUUGGAAAACAUUAGGCAGAUUCGUAUUACAAGAGAAAGGCAGUACUGUGCCUUUACCGCGACACCGCGCCUGCAUCGCCAGGAUACAGAGGGGAUUGAGUAUGACAAGAGGUGCCAUUACCGGCACAACCGGCUUCCCACUCGGCGGUAUAAUGUCUAAUGAUAACGUAUGCGAAGGAAAGACACCGGUACAGACCGCUUAUAGUGACCCAACACACUGCAGGAGAGUGUCAACGGCGCCAUUGGGCAAAGGCAUUGGAAGAGCUAAAGGGCACUCUGAGAAAGAUAUACAUUCUCACGGGCAAAGACGGUCAGGUUCAAGAGAGGUGCAUUCAGAAGGAGAAACGGUAGGUGGAUCACUCGGUGCUGAAGCACUAGCGGCACAGAUGGCUCGCUUCAAGAGAGUAUUCCGCCGUCUCGGAACGAGUCUGGCGAACCAUCGGGCAUCACUCUCGUCUGAACUCGGCUCUCUAUGGGAUUUCUUUCGUAUAGACAGAGAACGACGGCGCUCAGCUACUACUACUUCAGGCACUUAUGAACCAGUAGAAACUAAAUCACCCGCGAAACUAGCCAAAGAUCUUUUUCAAGUCGUCCAAGAUACAGUUUUCUCUAAGAAAAUGGAAGAAAAACGAUGCCCGUUAGUGAAAGAAGAGUCUGAUCUCAGCUCAGAUGAUGAAGAAGGAACAGAGCGACGUAUUGCCAACCUUAUAGAUUUCUUUUUUACUAUUGUCAAAAGUCAAAAAGAUGACAGAAAAAACAGCGGCGGAAGUUGUUUCAAAAGUGAAGACGCACCCGAAGAGAAAUACGUACCGAGUCAAACAAAAAUUCUAAAUACGGACUUAGAGAAAAAGAUGGAAACGUUAUUAGAAUUCCUCGCAACAAGCGGAUGUGUGGAAAAAGAAGAUAAGGACGAGAAAAAAAUAACAUUGAUGGAGUUUCUUUUGACGGAAGAUAAAAAAUUUGAAAAACCUAUCAUAGAAAUCAAUACGAAAGGAAUAAGUUUGUCAGAAUCAAAUGUUAAUGUUAAAAAUCUGUCUUACAUAGAUGAAACCCCUGGAGAUGAAUGCAAUGAAACAUUAGUAGAAAUGCUGUUGAAAUAUAUGGAAGAUUACACUGUGAAAGAGAAGGAUGCGUCUAAAUCUUUAUCAAUAACUCCAUCGUUAUCAGAGAAAUCUAAGUCUGAUAUGACUAUUAGUAAAUUCGAAACGUUUAGUGACUUUAGCAAAACUAAAUCAGACUCGACACUAACGCAGACACAAGACACAGUAAUCGACAAAGGAGAUGAGGACAUGCGGCGAAUAUCAGAAACAGUGAUCGAUUUAAGUUACGUUAAAACUGAUUUGGAAUCGAUUUUCGAAGAAGCAAUUUUACGUGUUUGCGAAUUGAAGAUGAUUUUUGAGGAUGAUACAAUGAGUGAGCAAGAGGAUUUAGAAAAUUUCAAUGCGUAUACAAAACCUCCUCAAUUACAGUUCGGUCAAAUGCCAUAUAGUGUUGAAUUGUCUGACAUAAUUGAAGAAGACGAACCUGAAUUAUCUUCCAGAACAAUGGAAAAAGACAGAAUGAUGCAAAUAAGAGAAGUAGCAGAAGAGUUAAUCAAAUUCAUAGAAGAAAGAGUGCAGAACUAUUCAUUUGACGAUAGUUCUGGACCUUCCACAGAAGAAUAUAGCCGCGAAUUCGAUUUAAGCCCAAGCUUAAAAUCGAUCAGUUUAGUCGACUUACGGAACAUCCCCGACUUACCACCUAGUAUGAUAAUUAAGCCUAGAGUUGUAAAAAUAGAUAAAUCCACAUCCACAACCGAAAUAUCAGAUUCAAUAUCCGAGUAUUCGAGACGAAUCGAUUCUGCGUGUAUGACAGAGGACACGACACUAAGUUCAAGCUCGGAAAGAAACGAACGAGCUUUAGACAAAUUAGAAUCCUUACAUCGAUUCUUCUCGAAAUCACGUCUUGAAAUUAUAGAUGAAAGUUUGGAAGAAGAUAAAAAUAAAAGUCCAAACGGAAAUGACAUUGUUAAAGGUGGCAUUGGAGAGUUUAAAACUGGCCAAGCCAGUUUAGACGACGUUGAAGAUUUGUUAGAUGAUAACGACAAGGAGAAAGAUUUUAAAAUGGAGAACAUGAAUACUGAA